AUGAACCGCAAUGACAUCUCCGAAGAACUCUUGAAGUGGACAUUCCACAUCUCAACAUUGAACCACCACCAUCGCAAUCGAGGAAAGCCAAAACCAAUGGCUCAGAAUCGUGACCACUACCAGCUAUUCAAAGACGAGGAAACUCGCAUUCGAGCUCAGCUUCGGGAGCGCUUCGUAGGGAAAUCGAUAGAUGACGCAGAUCUUGUACGGACUCCGGCGUUAAUUAUCGAUAGGGGUGUUUUCGAGGCCAAUUGCGCGGGGAUGAUGAAGAAGGCGAGGGAGUGGGGCGCUGAGUUCAGAGCACACUUGAAGACACACAAGACGACUGAAGGGACGAGGCACCAGUUACAGACGAGUGAAGGUAGCACUGGAGCUGUUGUGGUUUCCACUGUGAAAGAGGCCUGGGAAGUAUGGAAUGCAGGGCUAGUUGAAGACGGGGUUAUCCUCUACGGACUUCCAGUUGGUGUCAACAAGGUAUCAGACUUGGCGGGCCUUUGGGACAAGAUGCAACCGUAUGGGGGAAUUGUCCGCCUGCUUGUCGAUCAUCUAGACCAAGUAAAGUUGUUGGAGAAUUUCGAGAAUAAACGGGAAACUAAAAGGCGCUGGUCUGUCUUCGUCAAAAUCAACGGAGGCCAAAAUCGUGCUGGGGUUCCCCCCUCGUCUGAAGAACUAAGGGUCUUGCUCGAGGCUAUUCUGCGCUCCCCCGCCACAAGCCUCCAUGGAUUCUACGCGCACGCAGGCAAUUCGUAUGCGUCCACUUCGAAGUCGGAAGCGACAUCCUACCUGUCUUCCGAGGUUCAGAUUGUCAACGAGGCGGCAGCCUUCGCCCUGUCCAAUUUCGGAGAGCUGUUGAAGAGCGCACAUCGUACCGAGCCUUUCGUUCUGUCUGUUGGUUCCACUCCGACGGCUCAUGCUUCCGGUGCCGAAGCAAAGGAAAUGCUCGACCGUGCCCUUCACGGUAAACUGGAGUUGCACGCAGGAAACUACCCCAUGUUGGACCUUCAGCAACAGCACACUACCCUGAUAGACUAUCCGAGGAUAGCACAGAGAGUGCGCACCACUGUCAUCUCUUAUUACCCAGGAAGAGGAAAGGGAGGGGAGGACGAAGCCUUGAUCGACGCAGGCGCGAUUGCAUUCAGCAAAGACACAGGUCCAUCUGGCUCGUUCGGAGAAGUAGUAGGGAAGCCUUGGAAGUUGGCGAGAAUAUCCCAAGAACAUGGGGUACUGAGUGCUACAACUCGCGGUGAAAGGCUUGAGGUUGGAUCCACGGUGGACAUCGUCGGGCAGCACGCGUGCUUAAUUGCUGCUGUAGGUGCUUUCAAUUAUAUCGCGAGUCGCAUUAAUCUGGGCACACAGGCACAUCCCUGGUUUUACGUCGUAGAUUCUACAAGCUCCGAUAGCAGCAAGAUUGUAGACAUCUGGGUUCCGUGGAAGGGUUGGUGA
Messenger RNA from Coprinopsis cinerea okayama7#130, 1443 nucleotides. Its product is annotated as Rab4. Gene Ontology annotation, biological process: D-serine catabolic process. The record is from RefSeq and is a predicted model, not a curated record. The transcript is spliced from 5 exons. The coding region runs from base 1 to 1443 and encodes 480 amino acids. Gene Ontology annotation, molecular function: D-serine ammonia-lyase activity. Lineage: Eukaryota; Fungi; Basidiomycota; Agaricomycetes; Agaricales; Psathyrellaceae.